Molecule: messenger RNA, 3686 nt
Organism: Scophthalmus maximus (turbot)
Lineage: Eukaryota; Metazoa; Chordata; Actinopteri; Pleuronectiformes; Scophthalmidae
Gene: sonb
Product: protein SON
Exons: 20
Coding region: 43-2934 (963 amino acids)
Biological process (GO): regulation of cell cycle; regulation of mRNA splicing, via spliceosome
Molecular function (GO): RNA binding
Source: RefSeq, a predicted model, not a curated record
ACGGGUUCCACCCGGACCUGAAAGGGAGACGCACGCCGAAACAUGGCGGCCAACAUAGAACAGAUUUUUCAGGAUUUCAUUUUGAGUAAAAUCAGAGAAAUUGAAGACCAGAACGAAGACGAAUCUGGCGGUGAAGGAGCGGUCGCCGGCGGCGAAGCGGACGGAGCAGAGAAAGCCGCGUCCGAAAGGGAGACGCGGGACGACGUCGGGGGCGGCGGCGUCACACAAAAGAAACACAAGAAGCACAAAAAACACAAGAGCAAGAAGAAGAAGAGGAAGCGAGAGAACGAGAAGGAAAGCAGUGACGAGUCGGAGGCGGACGGGAGCAAACAUCAGCCGAGAAGAGGAACACCAACAGAGGUGAAUAAGGAGCAAGGUGAGGAGGAGGAGAAGAGCAAGAAAUGUCACAAGCGGCACUCAACAGGGAAGAAGAAGAAGAAGAAGAAGAAGAAGAAGAAGCGGAGGAGGAAAAGUGACGACAACUCAUCAGACUCCGACUCCGAGUGUGUGUCAAAGCAGAGGGAUGUUAACUGUGCUCAAAGCUUAUCCCCGAGGCGACGAGAGGAGCUGCCUGAUAUCAUCCCCAAACAGGACAGCUCCAAUAAAGGGAGAAGAGACGAGGAGAGACGUGGCAGGGGGAGUUGUCGUUCCCGUUCCCGCUCACAGUCACAUUCCGAUUAUCAUUCGCAUUCCUGCGCGGCGAGGGGGAGCUCGCGCUCCCGGUGUGCACACCACGGCCGGAGAUCCAGGACGCGCUCCAGCUCCUCAGAGAAGAGGCCAGUUCACGACGAUCCCGCCCCAUCGCCCCAGGGUCCUUCGAAAAGCCCCCGGCCGCCUCAGCCAGCCUCCAGCUCGUCUCACAGCGGUGUCAGAACAGAGGCGCUGACAGAGUCGAACGCCGCGGAGCCGCAGAACAUUGAGCGGUGUGUGACGCCAGCAGAGGAAAAAGAAGAGAAAUCAGAGGAGGCAACACAAAACUUCGUUACAGAUUUCGGCACAUCCCAGUCCACAGCUUCCAAACCCGACCGGACUGAGGAGCCUGGCUGCCCUCGGCUCAAAGUGCCGGAAACCACCCGGUCCCCCGUCGCCGAUGUUAAAUCGCCAGUAAAGAAGAAGAGGAAAACGUCGCCACAGAGGAGCAAAGAUGGGAAGUCGUCAAAAAGGCCGAAAAGAUCCAAGUCACCGAGUCGGAGCCACAUGAGGGGAUCCAGAUCAAGGAGCCCGUCACGGAGGACGAGAUCACGGUCGAGGUCUGGGGGCCGGAGGUCCAGGAGGUCGCGCUCAUGGUCGCCGUCACGGGGCCGGAGGCGGGCUCCGUACAGCCAGAGGGACCGCUGGAAACGAGAGCCGAGUCACUCGCCUGUGCUCAUCCUCCGCAAAGAUCGAUCCCCCACCAGGAAACACUGCAGCUCGAGCGACAGUCCUCACCGCAUCAGUGAUCUGGAUAAGGAGCAGUUGUUGGAAAUCGCCAAGGCCAAUGCUGCUGCCAUGUGCGCCAAGGCAGGAAUGCCCAUCCCUGCCAGCCUGAGGUCCAACAUGCUUCCCCUUGUUCUGCCGAGUGUGGCCAUGAACGCCGCCAUGGCCAGUAUGACCGCCGCCACCAUGACAGCAGCCCUGUCCAACAUGGGCACUCUGUCCUCGCUGCUCUCUCUGCCCUCCAUCACCAACAAGCCGCCGCCCGCCGCCGCUCAGCCCAACAUCGCCGCCUUGGAGGAGGUGAAGAGGAAAGUGGCGAAGCAGGCGAACAGCAUCAGCAUCAAGGAAUUUACUGAUAAAUGCAAGAUGAUCGUCGACAGUAAAGGAGAGCUGCCUGUGGCAGUGCCUCACGUGUCAGACGAGGAGGAUGAUGGGAAACCGUUUGGAGGUUCAGCGCUUCGCGAGCAGAAAGCCAUCAGCUUCAGCAUCAAUAACACAACGGUUCGUCCGGCGGUGAGGAGUGACGCUGGCAUGGCCAAGGAGUUCCCCGUGUCGUCGGGAUGCCAGCAUCGUAAGAAGGAGGGCGAGGCGCUGGGUGCCUACGGAGAAUGGGUUCCGGUUGACAAAGCAGCAGAAAAAGUGGCAGCUGCCUCCAGAAAGGCACAGAGCGCCGCUCUGGCAGCGCCCGCCUCCUCAUCGUCAGGCGAAGGGGCUGCGGCGCCAGAGGCGGUGGAGCCGCCCGUUAUUGACAGUGUCUUUCCUGAUCCAGUGCAGCAGCCAGUCGACAUCUCUCAGGCCGUAACCGAGAGAAUCAAAGCUCAGCGGCGAUUGGCCGAGAACCCGUAUGAUGUCAGUGCCAUCUGCAUGCUCAGCCGGGCGCAGGAGCAGGUGGACGCUUGGGCCCAGUCCAACACGGUGCCUGGUCUCUUCACCGGUUCGACCGGAGCCCAGGUCCUGACGUCAGAGGAGCUGUCCAACAGCGGACCACAGGCCUGGCUGAAGAAGGACCAGUUCCUGAGGGCGGCUCCAGUCUCCGGGGGGGUCGGGGAGUUCCUGAUGAGGAAGAUGGGCUGGAGGACGGGGGAGGGCCUGGGGAGGAACCGCGAGGGAACCGUGGAGCCAAUCAUCAUCGACUUCAAGGUCGACCGCAAAGGAUUGGUCGCUGAAGGAGAGAAGCCACAGAAGCAGACAGGAGGCCUGGUGGUGACCAAAGACCUGAUGGGGAAACACCCGGUGUCCGCGCUCAUCGAGCUCUGCAACAAGAGACGCAUCAUGCAGCCGGACUUCGUCAUGGUUCACCACAGCGGCCCCGACCACCGCAAGAAUUUCCUCUUCAAGGUCACGGUGAAUGGCGUGGACUACCAGCCGCAGACGGCGAGCCCCAAUAAGAAACACGCCAAGGCCAUGGCGGCGACGGUCGCCCUGCAGGCUCUGGGAGAGGUUCCUGUGGACGGACCGGGACUCUACACCGGCCCCGUCUUCACAGCUGCGUCCACCGGACCCCUCUUCUCCACAUAGACACACGCACACACUCUGACUCAGACCGGACUCUGACCAAUUUUAUACCUUUUUCUUUAUUCUUUUUUAAAGUCACCAUGUUCCUGAAAGCGUGGUGAAUACGUUUUUUGCCAUGUCGUCAGGAUCACAGAAGAGUCUUCAUCUCAUAUCAAAAAGUGGAUGGCAUGUAUGUAUGUAUGUAUGUAACUAUGAACGUAUGAUGAUAUUUAUAAAACAGUAGCAUUUCAAACUAAUAUAUACAUUAGCUAACCAGGACUCUAGUGUGACACAAGACGUCGUCUCUGCAGUAGAUUCACUGUCGUCACAGCGAAGCAGAGCUUUUAUCGUUGAGCUGUGAAAUGAAAACCUGUGAACGACUCGUCUCGUUUGGUUUGAACAAUUUUCUUUCUCUCUCUUUUUUCCUGAUGUUAUAUAUUUGUGGCCUGGCGUCGUCCUCACAAACUGUUUCUCACGUCGCUGUUGGACUUUGUGCAACUUGACCUACUCAAAAUGUGUAAAGACAAAAUAAAGAUUCUAUUUAAGUUAACGUCGUGGAGGAAUCCACGUGGUGUGUCGCCGUAACGAUGCCGCCGACAACUGUCUGGUGUCGGUUCCAGGGUUUUCAUGAAUUAAACCCAACAGGCGAUGUCCUUUGUUGACGUGUUUUUAGAUAAGAUAAUAAGAAAAAUAAGUCCAAAGAGCAACAAAUGGUUAAGGAUAGAUGAUAAAUGAUGUAAAACUAUUAAUAGUUGUAUAAAAAUGUUUUUUCCUAA